AUGGUGGAAGUAGGAGUAGGAAACGACGCAUGGGAUGCACUGAAGAAGUCAUCAGUUGGAGUUUUUCCUAGAAUUUACGAGCUUGAUUUCAUAUGGUCUGCAAAGGUUGUUCAUUACCUCUUAACGCAUCAGCUGGUAGUUAGAAAGAACUAUGAGAUAUGGUCGUUAAUUGAUUGGCAGCCGAUUCGUCUCUCUUUGUUAGAGUUUGGUGAGAUAACUGGUUUGAAUUGUGAUAUGUUUGAUGAUGGCGACCUUUGCAAAGUUGACCAUAAAGAAUUUUGGGCAGAACUGAAUGUGUGUACAACUGUUGGUCCUAGUCUGAAUGAGUUGCAGUUGGUAUUGGGAAGAUGCAAGAACUGGAGUCUUGAGAAAAGGAUUAUGGUAGGACGGUUGUGUAUUUUGCAUAUCGCAAUAUUUGGCAUAGCUCCUACACGUCGGAUCCCGUUGGAGUGUGCAAAGCGAGUACUUGAUUUUGAAGCUUUCGAGAGAUAUCCAUGGGGUCGAGUUGCAUGUAAGAGUUUGAUACACUCCAUUAAGUGUGUCAGUUAUGACGCAAAGAAAUCAUAUACAAUGGAAGGAUUUGUGUACGUGCUACUCAUAUGGGGAUAUGAGGCUGUUACUGGCCUAGGAGAGCAGUACGGAAACAAAAUUGUUGGGGCAGAAGUUCCUCUCCUUUCAUGGGCUGGAUCAAGAAAACGGUUCGUGUCUGACGACUUCAUUAGACAAGAAAAAAUCAAACACGAAGAUAAGGUUCGUGUACGGCAUUUCUUUUCACACGUUGACGAGAAUUUAGUCCCUAAAUGGGAUGGUGAGCUUGAAGAUGAAAAUGUGAACCACUUGAUCCGUGAUAUACUUGAUGACUGUGUCAAUCGUAAAGCAUGGGAUUUAGUUGAAACUUCUGUUACGAAGAGGACUAAGCGUAAAGAAUCUAUCCCCAUGAAUGUUUCAGAGGAUUCAGCAAACAAGGAUAAGAAGGCUAAACCUAUGGAAGAUGGUCGGUAUAAUGCUGACGGUAAUGAUACGCCAAGCACUGCGAUGUUGACCAUGUUGAAGACUCUGACCGAAAAAGUAGACAACAUGAACACCAAUAUGGCUACUAAAUUAAUGGCUGGUUUGGAUGCAGCAAUUGGUACGAAGGUUGAUGUCAUAAUUGGUCCCUUAAUUGAGAAAGUCGCCAUCUUGGAGAUGGAAAUGCGAAAGAUGAAAGGAAAAAUGGUACCUGAAGAAACAAAAGAAGCUGCCAACUCCAAUGUGAAUAUCAAUGAGGAAGUGACAAGUGAUGCUAUGUCUUGGAUGGUGGAGAUUAAAUCCACGUCUCAGGAUGGUAUACCAGCUCGACAUGUUGUUAAGAAAGUGACGAAGACAUGCAAAAAAGGUGGAGAUAUGGGACUUGAUAAGAAUAAUUUGUUUGAGAAUAAGGUUUUCAAAACCAAGAUACAAGUCCCACAUCUACUCGAUACUGCCUCUGAGGAAACAUGGUCUGAUACAAAGCAGCGUGAAAAAAUUAGAAAAGUUAGUGAUGGCUUAGAUGCAAUUGCAGCAGCAGCUAGAAAGUUUAAUAAGCCUACAUCUUCCACGCCUCAGCCGAAGCGCCAAACAAAGUUAGCAUCGUCUCAGUUAUUUCCAUUCAUAGGAAAUUCUACCGUCAAGCGCAUCAUCACAGGUGUAAUACCAUCUGUCUCAGCAUAUGAUCCGUUUGCUGUUGUUGAAGACACUAAAAUUCGGAACUUACUACAUUUUCUACUGGAUGAUGAGGAGGAACCAGACAGAACCUCUGAAUGUAGUGUCGAAUUUUAUAAAGUGCUUAUAACUCCAAGAGAAGAGUGGCGUACACCUACAUAUGGUUGGCUGACUAACUGGCAUAUGUGGUCUGCAAUGCAUAUGUUCCAUAAGAGAUCUCUUUGUGAUCCUUCACCGUACCAUUCUCAGCGCAUUGUGUUUUUGGAUCAGUGUGUCGUCAUCAAACUUGUCAGUGAUUUCAAAGAGUUCAACCCUAAAACGUGGAGUGCAACGGAUAUAUAUAAGGGUAUUUUCAAUGGCACAUAUCCAGCUGACCGCAUCACAAACAAGAAGUGGCUUCAAGAUGUUGAUCAUCUGUAUGCAUGUCAUUUCAUAAAUGGUAAUCACUGGGUUGCUUUAGAUAUUGACUUGGGGAAGGAAACCAUUCACGUGUAUGACAGCAUUCUUAGCAUAGUAGAGGACAAUAAAGAAAUUCGAAAUGUUUGUCGGCCUUUUGCGAAGAUGAUUCCGACGAUUCUGAAUGCUAUGGUUCCUACUACUCUUCGGAAGAAAAGUGAUAAACAAUUCGCUGUACGAAGACUGAGAACCGUUCCACAAAAUGAAAAACCCGGAGACUGUGGUGUUUAUACCAUAAAGUACAUUGAGUGCUUGGCAAUCGGUUGCACAUUUGAAGGGUUAAGUGAUAAAAACAUUCCAGAUAUUCGAAAGAAUCUAGCUGCUGAGAUUUAUGACGAGGUUGGACAGCCGCAAAUAGCUCAUUUAUUUCCUCAUUCACCAAUGUAG
This is a messenger RNA of Brassica napus (rape), 2523 nucleotides long. RefSeq lists its product as uncharacterized. Gene Ontology annotation, biological process: protein desumoylation. Gene Ontology annotation, cellular component: nucleus. NCBI's taxonomy places the organism in Eukaryota, Viridiplantae, Streptophyta, Magnoliopsida, Brassicales, Brassicaceae. Gene Ontology annotation, molecular function: deSUMOylase activity. The transcript is spliced from 6 exons. The coding region runs from base 1 to 2523 and encodes 840 amino acids. The record is from RefSeq and is a predicted model, not a curated record.